AUGAAAUGUUCAGUUUGUAAAAUUGACAAGUUAACAAAUGAGUUCCCACCAACAACUGUUACCGAAAGAUGCAAUCAUAUAUCCACCUUGUGUUUGCGGUGUCUCGUUACAAAAAUCAAUAAUCAGAUAAAAGAACCGCAAACGCCCUCAAGUAGCUCCUCUCAACCUUCGAGAAAUUCUGGAAUUCGUUGUGUAGAAUGCGAAACUCCAAUGAGUGAAAAAACUGCCCAAGAUGGCGGAUAUAUAUACGUAGUGCUACUGAAUGGACAUAGAAUUAAAUUGGAGCUGGCAAAAGUUGCUACGGUACCGGCAUUACGAAGACAGAUUCAAGAACAUCUUAAUCAUCGUUAUGGAAUGCUAAUAAUCUCUAUCGUUGUAACACAGGAUCUUGAUAAUCGUCAAGCAAGAAAAUUAUCAGAUUAUGGUAUUCGUAACAAUAGCUAUAUACAACUGAUUGUUGUCCUUUAUUCUAUUUCCAAAGCAGAAGCUAUUCGAUCUUUGAUAUUUGAAUUGAAUUGGGGCUUUCCAGACAGAGGACAAGAUUAUCUUGAUGGCACAUGUAUGGUCUAUGCUGGAGCUGAACCUCUCAUGAAAUAUGACUAUAUGUCUAUUUAUUAUCCAAAAUUUCCACAUAUGAGACAUUAUGGUGAUAACAUCGAUGCCGUAAAUUCAAGAGGAAACCACAAAAUCACCGCGAAACUCCAUGAGCUUCCCGAGCAUGUCACACAUCUUUACUUUAUUUUGAGCGCAUUUCAGUCCAAUACUAUCGGCGAGUUUAAAACGCCUAACUUUAGAUUGUAUGAUGAAUCGCAACCAGAUAAACAAUUAUGUACUUACACCAUUCAAGAUGCCUCCGAUUCCCAAGCGGUAAUAAUGUGUUGCGUGUCGCGUGUAGGGAAUGGAAUGUGGCAUGUAAUCGAAGUUGGUAAAUUAACAAUUGGCAAUGCUAAUGAUUAUGAUCCGAUUAUGAUUUCUAUUUCAGAAGUAGGAUUAGCGUAA
Ambispora leptoticha is the source of this 999-nucleotide messenger RNA. The record is from the annotation of a GenBank genome assembly. Lineage: Eukaryota; Fungi; Glomeromycota; Glomeromycetes; Archaeosporales; Ambisporaceae.